CUGCUUUUAGAGGGCUUUUUGGUGUUUUACAGUUGGUCAAUCUGGUCUGGAUUCAGAAGGUGUUGGCUAUUUUCUGGCUGAUCAGGUUGGUUUCAGGGUGUUUGUGGCUAUUUUCAAGUUUGGGUUUUUGCCCAUUUCUCAGCUGGUUUAAUUGUCAUUUUUUAUUUCAUUUGGUCUGGUUGGUUUUAGACUGUGGAGCACUAGGAGGCCAACUCAAAUCAGCCAAAACCAGCAAACAGUCUCAGACUGGUUUAACCAUUUAUUUAUUUAUUUAUUUAUUCAUACGAAACUCCUAUGUGUCACUUGUGAUUGAGGUCUGGAUGAGUCACCCAUGUUCCCUUGAAUAGUUUUCUCUAUUUUACACAUUAUAAGUGAGUCAAAGCGCCCUACCUCUUAAACACAGAGGACAAGUCCAUCCGCCCCCAUUCAAUUCACAGAAGCGCUGCGGGGCGAAAUUGCGCACUGAGCACGCCAUGCUCUCCAUCGGGACCCAAGAAGAAAGACACGCCAAAACUACUGAUCCCGAGCCCGUACUGUGAUCAUCUGCAGUCAGGUGUACAGGCGGAAACAUGCCUGCAUUCCGUUGUCAGGGAAAGCGAAGAAAGUAAGGAGACACGGCUGAUUUGUUUUUAAUAUUCCCAUGUUCCACAUGAGGGAGGUUAAGAUCGGAGAAAGCAUUUGUGUAUUAGUGUUGCUUUUUUCUGGGCUUGUGACCUGCUCAGGUGUUAUUGGAAGCCCUUUAACAGAUGACGUUGCCACGCUGGAAACACUGAGUGAAAAUAUUCCCAAUGACUACAGAAUACCUAUCAGCUUCAUCACCAAGGAUGUGGGUGGAGCUUGCUGGCUAUAUGUGAACCUGAAUCACGUUGAAAGCAGUUUAAAAACGUUGGCCCGAAAGUUUGGCAACUUGUCCACCAAUAAAGCAAACAUCUCUAUUUUUGUAACAAUGCUGGAGGGUUUUCGUUUCACUCUGGACAAUGAGGAGCUGGAGGUGACAAUGCAAACAUUCGAGUGCCACUACAGAAGGGGAAAGUGGCUGACUAGACGUUACUUUAACCAUGUUAAAGAGGUUCUUACAGCGGCUGGAUCAACGCUUGGCAAAUUUCAUGACUGCACACCUCCUCCUUGCAAGACCCCGCCAGCUCCUCCUUUCACACCAGGUAAAAGCAGACAGCAAAACGGUAUGAACGGAGCGACUCAUGGGCUCUUGGCGCUGCUCAUCAUCCCUAGCAUGGCAGUUCUGGUCCUCACUGUCAGGAUGGUAUUUAGAAGAAGCAACGGCUGUGUGCAAAGAAUGCACGAAGUCAGUUUGAAUGAGCCCCACGACGGAGCUGAAGAAAGCAGAACCGAGCCCCAUAGCGGAGGGCUCCCUAAUUCCAGCUCUAGCAGCCAACAGGACAGGGCGUGUGUGGAUUCUUUAGGGUGUGCAGACACAGAGGUUUAAAUUAAAAAUGCAUGAGGAAACUCAUUGGAAAUUGGCAGUAUUUUGUGGUGAAAAUCUCCGGGUUUAUGAAGCGGACAAUGAAGGGAUUACUUUGGCUGUUCCAGGAGGGAUACAUGGGAUGGUUCUAAACUUACUCAUCAAGCCUUACCUGCUCAUCACAAAAAAAAAUUAAGCUGAAGAGACGAAUCGCAACUUGUGUCCAUCUUAACCAAUCAAUGAGAGUCUGUUAUUAUGGGAUGCCAUCCUAAAAACUAUGGGAGAAUUUCAUCCGGCAGGAAGUGUGGCUCUUUGAUGAGCGCAUUGGUCGGUCUGCUGCUAUGCCCGCGGCAGCUUGCUGGCUUUGAGGAACGCUGCUGGUCCUGCAGGCCUCCUCGAGGAGGAUAAAUGGCUUUUUUGUGCCAGCGCCCCAUUGCAUGAGGACGGUGGUUUAUUUUGCACCAGAAAACAUCUUUGGAACAGAGCAUGGGCUUGUCUUGAAACACGUUUGAUUUACAGCUUGGACAACGAUGCAGAGAUUUUUGGCAUGUACUACUCAUUUGGUAACCAAUACUAAACCUUAUGGGAUCCUCAGAAGAUCCAGUUCUUCUGAAGAAGGAGGUAUUUGACGUAUCUCGUUUCAUCCAGCUUUAACACAUUCAAACUCUGUCUUUCUCAAACAAACACAUUCUGGCUGGAAGAACCAAACUUCUCCAUCGAUCUUGAGAGGGUCUGCAAUCCAGGUCAUCGGCCCGACUGCCGACAGUUUUAUUAACUUGCACACUCCAGCGGCGCAACAAGAGCUGAUUGUUUUCGUGACAACAUGGGGAAACCCAGUGAGCAUGAGAAAAGAGCUCUCAUGGUAAAGAUGUAACAUCAACAUGACUCAUGUCCCAUAAUUCAAUCUCACUUGCUAGCAUCUCUUGAUCAUUCCGGUGUCUUGUUUUCCUGCUCGCUGUAACUCAAUAACAUUAUCUUGAGAUUAAGACCAACUGAUUAGAAUCGAUUUUUCAAUGUUCAGAUUAGAUAGAUUAGUCAAUGUUCAUGCUGCUUCUUUCUGUACAACAGUGUUUGCAUGCUUAAGCUGCACUUAAUGUUUUCAAUGCAUUUUUAACAAAAUAUCAAACCAGGUUACCUUUAGGCUAUUUUGAAGAAAUAAACACAAUUUUUACUUUUGGUUUCAAACUAGAAAAUAAUACAUGUGUGACCCUGGACCACAAAACCAGUCUUAAGUGUCAAUUGUUCGAAAUUUACAUUUAUGCAUCAUCUGAAAGCGGAAUAAAACUUUCCAUUGAUGUAUGGUUUAUUAGGAUCGGACAUUAUUUGGCCGAGAUACAACUACUUGAAAAUCUGCUACAAAUAUACCCCAGCGACCUAAGAAU
Messenger RNA from Carassius carassius (crucian carp), 2802 nucleotides. RefSeq names its product kit ligand-like. The transcript is spliced from 8 exons. Gene Ontology annotation, biological process: cell adhesion; positive regulation of cell population proliferation. NCBI's taxonomy places the organism in Eukaryota, Metazoa, Chordata, Actinopteri, Cypriniformes, Cyprinidae. Bases 641 to 1444 code for a protein of 267 amino acids. Gene Ontology annotation, cellular component: plasma membrane. Gene Ontology annotation, molecular function: cytokine activity; stem cell factor receptor binding. The record is from RefSeq and is a predicted model, not a curated record.